CAAUUCGACUGUCAAGGUAUCAUUUGUUUUAUUCGUAUAAAAGAUCUACGAAAACACAAAAGUAUUUCAAAAAUGGGUCUCAAAGAUAAGAUGUUAUAUUUAUACUGCCGGCACAGGCCCUCAAAGAGCCACAUUCAAAUGGCCACCGCCUUUAUGCCUUCGGCUGGAUAUUUCGGAGCUGCUGCCUUUUUGGCUUUAGUUUACUACACCGACUGGAAGAUAAUUGCCGGCUAUAUUCCACUCUACAACACCAAGUUCCCGAAGCCCGAGGAAAAGGAAAAAAAGUAAAGGCGAAAAUUCUACAUUAAUAAUAUUGGAUGUUAGCAACAAAAAUACUCUAGUUCGUGGCCAUAAACAAACCAAAAAUUAUUCACAUUUAUUUACAACUGUUUCCAAUCAAAUAACAUUGAAUACGUAUUAGAAAAUGCAUUUAGCGAAAUUCAAAGCAGCCGCCACAAAGCAGCCCACGAAGACACGUGGGAAACCUAACAGCAGAGGGUCGUCUCCAACACUCCAGCCAGGAUAUCUAGCAAUUGCAGCAAUACACCACACACCACACACAGCAAACUGUUUAUGUUUUAUCGGCGCUAAAAAGCAUUGACAAGCACAAAAGUUCACA
This is a messenger RNA of Drosophila obscura, 619 nucleotides long. It is a transcript of the gene UQCR-6.4L, whose product is annotated as cytochrome b-c1 complex subunit 10. Bases 73 to 288 code for a protein of 71 amino acids. Lineage: Eukaryota; Metazoa; Arthropoda; Insecta; Diptera; Drosophilidae. The transcript is spliced from 3 exons. Gene Ontology annotation, biological process: mitochondrial electron transport, ubiquinol to cytochrome c. The record is from RefSeq and is a predicted model, not a curated record. Gene Ontology annotation, cellular component: mitochondrial inner membrane.